Messenger RNA from Bufo bufo (common toad), 1805 nucleotides. Its product is annotated as RING finger protein B-like. The transcript is spliced from 11 exons. The coding region runs from base 61 to 1539 and encodes 492 amino acids. Gene Ontology annotation, molecular function: protein binding. The record is from RefSeq and is a predicted model, not a curated record. Lineage: Eukaryota; Metazoa; Chordata; Amphibia; Anura; Bufonidae.
UUUUCGAGCGCGGUCCUGUCUAAUCUGGCGGGAAGUGGACAGGUCUCCUGACAGAGGAGCAUGGAGCGGUCACCGGAGCUGUAUGUGCUGUGCGACCCGCAGAAGCCCCCUGUGCGGCUACAACGAUCGUCUCGUUCUCAUGAUACUCUCAAGUUCACUGCCACCUUGCCAGUCCCUUCCCAGGUGCUGGUCUUCAGUAUGGGUGACUGGUCAGGAUUGUCUAGUGACGGUAAAGUGGAGGUUCAGCUGGAAGUUGGUGGAGGAGCUGUGGUCAGAAUGGGAACCCUGACCCAUGAAGCAAGAUGUUUCCUGUGGGAGCAUACGUCCGAGGAUGACUACAAAAGCUGCAAAUCAGGAAACGGAGAGUUUUCGAUCAGCAUGGUUAUACAGAGACAGGUCACUGUUAAAGCCAGUCACCAAAACCAGGAACGCAAGAAGAGAAAGAGGCUGAAAGAAGAAGAGAACAUUUGUCCUAAUAAGGGACCCGUGAAAGGCCCAGUUACACAGCAAAGGGCCAAGAGUGGUAAAGAUGGAGCCCUCCCAAAGAUGACUCCUGGUAAAGGAAAUGGGAUUAUUUCAGGUGUCCCAACAGGACGUUGGGGGCAUGCCUUAUGUCAUGCUGACUAUCAAACAGUGAUUCUCAUUGGUGGACAAGGAGCACGAAUGCAGUUCUGUAAGGACUCCAUGUGGAAACUUAAUACAGAGAGCAAGACCUGGUCUCCUGUGGAAGCGUUGGCAGAUGGCUCCACUCCAGAAGCACGUACAGGCCACACUGCAGUGUUUGACCCUGAAAGCCACCGAAUAUAUGUGUUUGGAGGUUCAAAAAAUCGAAAGUGGUUCAAUGAUGUUCAUAUAUUGGAUACUGUGGCAUGGAGAUGGAGGAGUGUGGAGGCUCAAGGCAAAGUACCUCCUCUUUCCUAUCACACUUGCUCUCUUAUUCGGGGAGAGUUAUUUGUGUUUGGAGGCGUUUUUCCACGUCCCAAUCCUGAACCGGAUAAAUGCAGCGACUCCGUUUAUAUCUUUGAUCCACAGCAUGAGAUCUGGUACCAGCCCAUUGUUUUGGGGAAUAAACCUGCUGCACGCUCUGGGCAUUCAGCCUGCCUUCUGGACAAAGAGCUGUAUGUCUUCGGGGGCUGGGACACACCAGUGUGUUACAAUGAUCUUUAUCUUCUUGAUCUUGGACUUAUGGAGUUCUCCCCAGUUGAAGUGAAUGGAAGCUCCCCCACACCCCGCUGCUGGCAUUCUGCAGCCUCUGUGUCCAGUUCCCGUUUCCUAAUCCAUGGUGGUUAUGAUGGAAACCAGGCUCUUAAUGACACUUACAUAUUCAAUACAGUAACAAAAACUUGGACUACAUUGGUCCAUAAUUCACUGCCAUGUUCUCCUCGGGCUGGUUAUUCUAUGUUGUCCCUCCCUCGAGUGAAGGGUGAUGAUGAGGAAACUACCCCUAAUGAGCUUCUCAUCUUUGGAGGAGGAGACAAUGAGGGCCAGUUCUACAGUGAUACCGUCAGGCUGCAGAUAUCGGAUAUCCUUGAUUACUAGCGUCUUAUGUGUGGAUUUCCUUUUACAUUACUAACAUUUCUGAAUUUUUCUUUUAAGUGUAUAUUUAUAAUGGUGAUUGUAAAUAGUUUUAAUAUAUAGGUUUCAUUCAGAAGGUUGCUUUCUGAAAUAAAAAGCAGAAAUUUUCCAGAUGUACCAUGUACCAAAAUGUGUCAAUAAAAAUUAACAUAGUAUUUUCAUUUCUCCCACGGCAGCAUAACAGAGAGGAUCCACCCCAGGGACAGGAAACCUGCAGAAUAAAAAGGUGG